UAUCAGGGAGUUGAUACAACUUCUGUCACUUUGUCUUGGGUUAUGUAUGUCUUGGGUAAACAUCCACAUGUACAAGAUAGAAUAGUGGAAGAAUUAAACGAAAAAAUUCCGAAUUUCGGUGAUGGGAAGUUAACAGUAAAUAUUUUAAGCAGUCUUGACUAUUUGGGAAGAACAAUCAAAGAAGUGCUACGCCUAUACCCAUCCGUCCCAUUUAUUGGUAGACAAAUUUACAAACCACUCACAAUUGGUGAUCACACUAUUUUGCCGGGCACGUCAAUCUUCAUAAACGUGUUUGCUUUACACAGAAAUGAAAAACAUUUUGAGAACCCGGAAAAGUUUGAUCCCGAUAGAUUUUUAGAGGAAAACAAAAAAGAUCGCCAUCGCUUUGCCUUCGUACCAUUUAGUGCAGGAUCGAGGAACUGUAUUGGUAAAUAG
Messenger RNA from Acyrthosiphon pisum (pea aphid), 435 nucleotides. Its product is annotated as cytochrome P450 4C1-like. The transcript is spliced from 2 exons. The record is from RefSeq and is a predicted model, not a curated record. The annotation marks the transcript as partial. Gene Ontology annotation, molecular function: monooxygenase activity; iron ion binding; heme binding. NCBI's taxonomy places the organism in Eukaryota, Metazoa, Arthropoda, Insecta, Hemiptera, Aphididae.